AUGAGGAAGGGCAAGAGGAAGAAGUCAGAUGCCAGGCGCCGCAAUUCUGCCUCACAGAAUCCCAGCUCUGAGUCCAGCCCGCCGCACCCCAGCUCCGACUCUGCUCCCCAGCUCCCCAGCUCAGACUCCACGCCGCCACAUCCUGGCUCGGACACCAACUUGCAGCCUCCUAGCUCAGAGUCUAAUCCCCAGAAUUCUGUGCCCCAAGCUCUUCCAGCUCCUGAGAUCAGCACCCCAACCCAGUGCCUUUUGCCUGUGGACAAUGGCUCAAAAUCUCUCCUUCCAUCCGAGAGACCAGGGCCUCUGACCCAUGUGGGCCCGCACUUCUGCUCCUGUGCCCGUUGCCCAGGCAGCUCUGCUUGCUGGCGUCGUCUGGGGCAGUGCCACAGCCGUAUCUCCGAUGCCCUGAUGCCUCGGGACUGGCAUCCCCUCCCAGGGAGAGAAACCCCAAGCCUCCUCACUUUCUACAGAAAAUCUGGAAGAAAACAUUCAGUCCAUCGCAACCUACGUACUCCAAGCUCUCGGGACCGCUGUUGUGGUCCUGGGAGUCCUGGGAGCUGCCUACUACACCAUUGA
Molecule: messenger RNA, 576 nt
Organism: Orycteropus afer afer
Lineage: Eukaryota; Metazoa; Chordata; Mammalia; Tubulidentata; Orycteropodidae
Gene: SPATA3
Product: spermatogenesis associated 3
Exons: 3
Coding region: 1-576 (191 amino acids)
Source: RefSeq, a predicted model, not a curated record